AUGCAGCCGCUGUGGCUGUGCUGGGUUCUGGGGGCGCUGCUGGCUGGUCCCGGCGCAGGCCUGACUGAGGAGGAGAUCAGGAGCAGCGUGCUCCAGCAGCUGCAUCUCAGCGAGGUGCCCGUGCUGGACAAGGCCGAAGGGGAGCAGCUGGUUAUCCCAGCCCACGUGAGAGCCCAGUACGUGGACCUGCUUCAGCGCAGCCACAGGGUCCUCUCGCGAGGGAAGAGAUUCAGCCAGAAAUUCCGAGAGGUGGCGGGGAGGUUCCUGAUGUCCGAGGCCACCAGGCACUUGCUGGUGUUCGGCAUGGAGCAGAGGCUGCCGCCCGACAGCGAGCUGGUGCAGGCGGUGCUGCGCCUUUUCCAGGAGCCGGUGUCCCCGGCGGCGCUGCGCAGGCAGGAGCAGCUCUUCCCGCGGGGAGCGCGGGCCCGGGUCUCCGUUGAGUGGCUGCGCGUGCGCGCCGACGGGGCCAACAGCACCUCCCUGGUCGACUCCAGGCUGGUGUCCCUGCACGAGAGCGGCUGGAAGGCCUUCGACGUGACGGAGGCGGUGAGCCUGUGGCAGCAGCUGAGCCGGCCUCACCAGCCGCUGCUGCUGCAGGUGACGGUGCAGAAGGAGCACCUGGGCGCGGGGGCCUCCGACGCCCACAAGCUGGUGCGCUUCGCCUCGCAGGCUGCGGGGGGCGCCGGGCCGCAGGAGCCCCAGCUGGAGCUGCACACUCUGGACCUGAAGGCCUACGGGGCUCAGGGCGACUGUGACCCCGACGUGCCAGUGACCGAGGGCACUCGCUGCUGCCGCCAAGAGAUGUACAUUGACCUGCAGGGCAUGAGGUGGACCGAGAACUGGAUCCUGGAGCCCCCGGGCUUCUUGACCUACGAGUGUGUGGGCUCCUGCCGCCAGGUCCAGCAGAUCCUGCCCUUCCACUGGCCGUUUAUGGGGCCCCGGCAGUGUGUGGCCUCAGAGACAGCCUCGCUGCCCAUCAUCGUCAACGUCCAGGAGGGAGGCAGGACCAGGCCCCAGGUGGUGAGCCUGCCCAACAUGCGGGUGCAGAAGUGCAGCUGCUCGGCAGAUGGAGUGCCCGUGCCCCGGAUGCCAAGGCCCUAG
Elephantulus edwardii (Cape elephant shrew) is the source of this 1101-nucleotide messenger RNA. It is a transcript of the gene LEFTY2, whose product is annotated as left-right determination factor 2. The record is from RefSeq and is a predicted model, not a curated record. The coding region runs from base 1 to 1101 and encodes 366 amino acids. Gene Ontology annotation, biological process: SMAD protein signal transduction; BMP signaling pathway. The transcript has 4 exons. Gene Ontology annotation, molecular function: cytokine activity; growth factor activity; transforming growth factor beta receptor binding. Gene Ontology annotation, cellular component: extracellular region. NCBI's taxonomy places the organism in Eukaryota, Metazoa, Chordata, Mammalia, Macroscelidea, Macroscelididae.